This is a messenger RNA of Linum trigynum, 1675 nucleotides long. The record is from the annotation of a GenBank genome assembly. Lineage: Eukaryota; Viridiplantae; Streptophyta; Magnoliopsida; Malpighiales; Linaceae.
UAUAGAUAUCUCAUAAUUCUUAUUUUCUAUGUUAUAAUCAGACUGUUAAUCCAUAAUUUUCUUGUGUGGGCCCAUGUUUGACCCUAUCAAAUCCUAAUAAAUCCGAACAACCACUAAUUAGAGCUCUCGUCAUUUGGAAAACCCAGCCCGCCUUCUACACUACUCCCAUCGGAAGCGUCCAGAUGGCGGCGGAAGGCGGCGACCAGUCAAUCACCCACUCCACAAUCUCCACCAACGGAAUCAACAUGCACGUGGCCUCGAUCGGAGCUGGGCCGGCGACGAUCCUCUUCCUCCACGGAUUCCCGGAGCUCUGGUACACGUGGCGCCACCAGCUCAUCUCCCUCUCUGCCCUCGGCUACCGCUGCAUCGCCCCGGACCUCCGCGGGUUCGGCGACACCGACGCACCCUCAUCUCCGGCCAAGUACACCGCCUUCCACAUCGUCGGCGACCUGGUCGGACUCCUCGACGCCCUCAAGAUCGACAAGGUUUUCUUGGUCGGGCACGAUUGGGGAGCCGCCAUGGCCUGGUACUUUUGCAGGCUCCGCCCCGAUCGGGUCACCGCCGUGGUCAACCUCAGCGUCCCGCCGCUCCGCCAGUCCCCUGCAUUCAACUUCGUCGACGCCUUUCGAGCUGCCUACGGCGAUGAAUACUACUUCUGCAGGUUUCAGGAAGUGGGGAAAGUAGAAGAGGAGUUUGCUGAGGUGGAGACGGGCAAAAUGAUGAUGAAGCUUUUCACAUUAUUCAGCAAGCCCGACCCGCCAAUGGUGCCCAGAGAAACCGGUUUCCAGGGACUGCCCGACCCGCCCAGCUUGCCAUCUUGGCUGUCGGAGGAAGACGUGCAGUACUACGUUUCUAAGUUCCAGAAAUCCGGCUUCACCGGCGGCCUCAAUUACUAUCGAGCGCUCCCCUUGACAGGGGAGCUGAUGGGGCCGUGGGCAGGAGGAGAUAGCAAGUACACAGUGCCGGCCAAGUUCAUUGUUGGAGAUCAGGACGUAGUUUACGGCAUGGUGGGGAUUAAGGAUUAUAUUCACAGCGAGGAGUUCAAGAAGGAAGUGCCGUUGCUGGAAGAGGUGGUGGUGAUGGAAGGAGUGCCUCAUUUCCCCAACUUGGUCAAACCACAGGAGAUCACUCAGCACAUCCUUGACUUCAUCAAGCGCUUCUGAGCUGCUUUAUCCCGUUCCACUACUUAAUUUUAUCCAACGUCUCUUACAGUUUCAGAGCGUGCUUCCUCUGUUUAUCGCAGAUCCGAGGUGUCCAGUCGUGCCAAUUCCAUGGAAAGCAGAUCAUUGUGUUGUCUUAUUAGUGUGUUUCAAUCUGUAGCUAGUAGUUUAGCUGAUUAAUGAAUAAGCUUCAAUAACUGAAGCCGCAUAUCUAUAUUUUACUAGUUUGUACAUGGGGAAUUAUUGUUUUCUUUUUAAGUACACUUCGGUAUUUUUAUUCAAAUAGUGUGUACUUAGAAAAUUAUCGUUGUCUAAUUUAGUACAUUCUGAUAUCUUGUUCGAAAAGUUUCAUAUACUUCUGAUCGGAUGUCACGUACAUGCAUGUAUAUAUAAAUGCAAACUAGCGCCGGGCCCGGCCCAUUGGCCGCGUAACCUUGAGUAGAAUCAUAAAGAUGAUGACACUUCAAUUCACAAAUGUCAAAUACUUACAUGGGUAUUAAAAAUCUUAAGUCGUG